AUGUCGGAUGGUCUCGUACAACGGCGAAGAAAUCCAGCAUCUACUACAAAAUUCGUUGAAGGUUACACAUCAUUUUGGAAUGAUUGUAUAAGUAGCGGUCUUCGCGGAUGUAUUUUAAUAGAAUUGGCUUUGAGGAAUCGAAUCGAACUUGAAAAAGUUGGAAUGCGAAAAAGAGGUCUUCUCUCGCGCAAGGUACUUUUAAAAAGUGAACAACCUACUGGUGAUGUGAUAUUAGAUGAAGCAUUAAAACAUAUCAGAGAAACAAAACCACCGGAAACCAUUACCAGCUGGAUUGAAUAUUUAAGUGGGGAAACGUGGAACCCACUGAAAUUACGUUACCAGCUUCGCAAUGUGCGUGAGCGAUUAGCAAAAAAUUUAGUGGAAAAAGGUGUUCUCACAACAGAAAAACAAAAUUUUCUGAUUUUCGAUAUGACUACCCAUCCACUUCAUGAUGGUAAUACGAAACAAAAACUUAUCAAGCAAUUACAAGAGGCUGUACUAUCACGCUGGACAAAUGAUGUUCAACGGAUGGAUAAGAGAAUGCUUUCACUUGUUAUAUUAGCGCAUGCUAGUGAUGUUCUUGAAAAUGCAUUCGCACCACUUUCUGAUCAAGAUUAUGAAGUAGCGAUGAAACGAGCGCGAUUUCUUCUCGAACUUGAUUUUGCUAAUGAGAGUAAUAAAAAAGGAAACGCUUCAAACGAUGUUAUGUGGGGAGUAUUCGAAGCAUUCAGCAAAUAA
Dracunculus medinensis (Guinea worm) is the source of this 738-nucleotide messenger RNA. Lineage: Eukaryota; Metazoa; Nematoda; Chromadorea; Rhabditida; Dracunculidae. The record is from the annotation of a GenBank genome assembly.